This is a messenger RNA of Exophiala spinifera, 876 nucleotides long. RefSeq lists its product as uncharacterized. The coding region runs from base 1 to 876 and encodes 291 amino acids. Gene Ontology annotation, biological process: phosphatidic acid biosynthetic process. Gene Ontology annotation, molecular function: 1-acylglycerol-3-phosphate O-acyltransferase activity. The record is from RefSeq and is a predicted model, not a curated record. Gene Ontology annotation, cellular component: endoplasmic reticulum; membrane. The transcript is spliced from 2 exons. Lineage: Eukaryota; Fungi; Ascomycota; Eurotiomycetes; Chaetothyriales; Herpotrichiellaceae.
AUGUUCAUCCUCUUCCGGUGGACGCUGUACUUCCUCGGCGGCUACAUCACCACCAUGCUGACCUUUUUUGGCCUCUACACGUUCCUACCAAACCCUCCGCAAAUUCUAGGGUUCAUCGCCCGCGUAUUAUCCGCCUACCUCACGCUGAUCAUCUGCGCAAGCUACGGAACAAUUGCUUCGGGGGUGUUGAAGUUGAUGGGUCUGCACUAUGCCUACGGCCAGUGGACAACGGCCAGGGCGUUCAAGCAUCUGGGCAUGUAUACCAUGGGCAUCAAGUUCGACAUCUUGGACAACGGCGAAGAGAUUUUGAACCGCACCCGUCCGGCUGUCUUCAUCACGAACCACCAGACGGAACUUGACGUGCUUCUUCUCGGCUGGAUCUGGCCCAAGCACUGCUCCGUGACGGCCAAGAAGUCUCUGCGCAACAUCCCUUUCCUCGGCUGGUUCAUGACACUGGCCGGGGCCGUCUUUAUCGACCGUGUCGACCGAACUCAGGCAAUGAAGGCGUUCGAAGGUGCCGCGAGUGCCAUGAAGGACAAGAGACAGAGCGUUCUCAUAUUCCCCGAAGGAACCAGAAGCUACUCGUCGGAACCCAUGUUGCUGCCUUUUAAAAAGGGCGCUUUCCACCUAGCAGUUCAGGCCGGUGUGCCCAUCGUGCCUGUCGUGGCGGAAAACUACAGCCACGUGCUGAACAUCAAGGCCAGAAGAUUCAACAGUGGAACGAUACGAGUAAAGGUGCUUGACCCCAUUGACACUAAGGGUCUCACGGCCGCUGACGUCGACGCUCUCACACGGGAUACACGAGAGAAAAUGUUGAAUACCAUCGUCUCUCUUGGCCAGGAUAAAGCGUCUCUGGCAGCGAAAAAGACGGCUUGA